This is a messenger RNA of Cryptomeria japonica (Japanese cedar), 717 nucleotides long. RefSeq lists its product as uncharacterized. The transcript has 2 exons. Bases 1 to 717 code for a protein of 238 amino acids. NCBI's taxonomy places the organism in Eukaryota, Viridiplantae, Streptophyta, Pinopsida, Cupressales, Cupressaceae. The record is from RefSeq and is a predicted model, not a curated record.
AUGGCCAUGAAGAGUAGACAAAGAAGAAUGAUUCUUAAGCUAGAUAUCCGGAAAGCAUAUGAUAGAGUUGACAGGUCCUUCCUUUUGGCUGUGCUAGCCAAGUUUGGGUUUAGUAAGUCAUGGAUUAAGUGGAUUUCCAACAUGGUAACACAGUUUUUUGCUUCGGUUUUAGUUAACGGCAGUCCCCAAGGUUUCUUUCCUAGCUCGCGGGGUAUUCGGCAAGGGGAUUCCAUAUCCCCUUUUCUUUUCAUUUUAAUGGUAGAAGUUCUUGGUUGCUCGAUUGCUCGAAAGCGUUCUCAGGGGUUGUGGAAAGAAGCAUCAGUGAUGAAAAAAGUGUUGGAUAGAUUUAGUUGGGCUACUGGGCAGGAGAUAAAUUGGCAAAAAUUAGAGAUUUUUUUCUUCCACACUGAAGCUGGGUCACAAAGGUCUUUAGCCAGACUUUUUGGGAUUAGAGUUGGUCAGCUACCUGGGAAAUUCCUUGGAACAUCGCUCUUUGCUGGAGCAGGUAAGGCGGAGAUUUGGAAAUGGCUUCUUGAUGGUUACAUUGCAAAAUUGGAGGGCUGGAAAAGUAAGUGGCUCACUUUGGCUGGUCGCCUUUUGAUGUUGAAGACAGUGAUUUCGAUAAUGUCGAUUUUCUCUAUGGCUUGUUUUAAACUCCCAGGCACGAUCAUUAAGAAUAUUCAACAGAAAAUGAGAAUUUCUUUUGUGGAACGGUAG